Beta vulgaris subsp. vulgaris (sugar beet) is the source of this 4283-nucleotide messenger RNA. RefSeq names its product protein At-4/1. NCBI's taxonomy places the organism in Eukaryota, Viridiplantae, Streptophyta, Magnoliopsida, Caryophyllales, Amaranthaceae. Bases 2283 to 2999 code for a protein of 238 amino acids. The transcript is spliced from 3 exons. The record is from RefSeq and is a predicted model, not a curated record.
UAUUCUACAAAAGUGAGACACAAAAAUACGUGAGAGUAAGAGUCUAAGAAAUAUACUUUGCUCUUCCUGCUCCAAGAUCUAAGCUGUCUUUGUGUCGCGGUUCGAUCGUGUGGUGUGCUAGCCAUUAGAGGGACUUCAAGUGAGGUUCUCAAGAAAGUAACCUGAUCGAAUCUGCUAAUUGGAGGCGCGCUACAAAGAUGUUGCCACCUCUUGAAGAAGUCAGUAAGAAUAGGCAAGAGGAGAAGCAGUGAUUUCAUCUACAUCAUCUUGCUGCACACUCUCGUGUCGUAAGUUUGUUUGACUCAGAGGAAUGAAAAAUGUUAUCAGAAUAUUUCGUUUUUGAGUUAUAUGUAUGGAAUCAGUGGCGUAUCCAGAAUUCCAACCCUAUGGGUUCGGAGCCAGUAAAAAAAAAACAUUCAGUCACUCAAAGUUGGAGUUCGUUGGCUCGUUGCUACUUGCUAGGGAUCACUGGGCCACAUGCUUCUUUCAUGUUUUAUUCUACACGCAUACUGUAUAUAUCUAAAAGACUUUUUAAAUUAAAAAAAAAACUGGGUAAUUUUUUUCGAAAAAUCACUGGUUCACCUGAACCCAGUGAACCCAUAGUAAAUCCGCUCCUGGGAACUAUGAAUCUUCAAAUAGUGCUAUGAAUCUGGUUGGGGUGUUCAAUUUUUUUCCUUUAAGUAGUGAGUUUGGUGAAUGUUUCUGCUUAAAUUGUUGGAUAUCAAUAUAUCAUGGGAUUCAUGGUUGUUAUUGAAAUAUAGUACUCAGAGUAGUGAACUAGUGAUUGUUGCCUUUGUUUCUUUUAUAUACCUGAUCUUAUAGUGCACUUUAGUCUUUAGAUAUAGCAAUUCACAACUGAUUUUGUUAUUUUUAUCUACUUGGCUAGAUUCUAAUUUCUAGUUAGUUAUAUUUGUUGGAGUUAGUAUAUGUGCCUUAGUUUUUCCUACUUCAAAAAGUUGGUUCAAAAGAACAAAAAGUAUCUUGUCCCACAUUGGUAGUGUAAAGAAAAUUUCCCUACCUUAUAUAGAGUUUCCUUCUUCAAACAUUUUUCAAAGGUUAAGUGGGAAGAAACUAGGCACCACGCGCAUAGGCUGGGCUCGGGCGAGGGCUUGUGUGUUCGUUGUUGUAGGACAUUUUAGUUCAAUUACUUAUUUUUUUUUGCGAAAAUAAGCUAUGUACGUAACGGUGCAAAUUCAAGUUGUGUUUGUUCACGCCACGAUUAUUCAAAUAAGUUGUUCCAAUUAAUCUACCAGUUUUAGAUCCUACAAUAUCUUUGUCCUAUGAGUCUUGUAGUAAAUAUAUUUCCGCAACUUUCACUAGUGUGGAGCCAAUAAUCCUUCUAUCGCUUAUUUUCCUCCCAACACAUAAUUCGACCCUUUCUAUUUCUUCGACAAGGGUGGUCCAAAGUUACCACCGUUAUCUAUGGUCAAGGCACUUGCCUCUGACAUGGGACACUUUCGAGUGGCUUCUUAAGGUUGUUUCAUGGGGAGACACCCCAAAACCAAUGGUCGGAAGCCUAAGAUAAUUAAUAAAGCAUCCAAAUACUUAGUAAGGAGAAUUCACAAUAACGUAAAAUGAGUUGCAUCGGCUGUACUCAAAUUAUGGGUCGCAAAUAAUAGAUAUUCAUCAAACAUAUGCUCUUUUUUGGCUCAAAAUAGCAGGCUUUGGGCACUAAAUCUCGGCCCAAAUCUUGGUCCGGUCCGAUCAAUGAACAAUUUUUUAAAGGCCUGGUCCAUCCCGACUCACAAUCAUCCAUAGUAAAAGUUAAUUUUUUUUUUGUGUAAGAAUUGUGAAACAAUCUUAACAAAAUAUGUUUCAAGUAUUAAGAAACGAGCAGAUAUACCCCUCAAAAAAAAAAAAGAGCAGAUAUAGGUUAAACAUCUCUAUUCUAUAUGGGAAGAGGGGUAAGACAUCAAAAUAUUAGAAACCCCAUUUUACCCUCAUUACAUCUCUAUUCUAACUGCUUACUCUGAUUAAAAAUAAAAAAAAAACUACUUAAUUAAUUUAAAAAAUAAAAAAAAAGACAUUAUAAAAAAAAACCAUCGAUAAUUCAAAUGUCCCUAAUUUAUUAAAUAUAAUUAACAAUUAAUUAAAUUUUUUACAUCCCCUAAAAAAUUUUCUACAUAUUUUCGCACGCAUCGCGUGCAUAUAAAAAACUAGUCCCAAAAAAUUCCCAGAGGCCACACCCCGCCAAAAAGAAGCAGCAAUAUUUUGCUACAGUGGCAACUGGCAACAAUGCUAUAAAAGAGAGAGUCAUUUUGAAAACAAGGAGACGAACAAAAAUGGCGGCAACAAGCGACGAACAAAUGGAGAACUUGCUCUCCCUCGCCGAUCAAAUAUCCGACGAGUUCGAAAACGGCAUCCACGAAAUUGAAACCCUAAAAUCCAACAUCAAUGCGGAAAUCAGUCAUCGUCAAGCUCUCGAACUAAAUAUCUCAACUUUGAGGCGAGAGAAUGAACGAUUGAAGAAUCUCCAUCUCGAAACCCUAAACAAUUUACUGCUUCAACUGCAACAGAGAGGAAAUUCUCACAGUUUAACGGAGAAAUUGCAGAAACUAACGCGCGAAACAUCCAGAAAGGCAGAAGAUCAUCGAAUUGCUAUGGAAUCGCUGAAGCGAAAUCACGAUGACAAAAUUAGGGAUUUGGAGGCUCAAAUUAGAGUGAAUUUGAGUCAAAAGGCGGCUGAUGAAGCGACGAUUUAUCAGCUACAUCAUGAGUUGAUUUCAGUGCGGAAUCGAUUGAAGGAUGUGGAAGAGAAGUAUCGGGGAGAGAUUGAGGAUUUGAGGGAUUGUAUUUUUGCUGAGCAAGAAGAGAAGAAGGAAUUGAGUAAGAAGGUGAAGGAUUUGGAGAAGGAGUUGCUUGUUUCAAAGGCGAAAACGGUUGAUCAACACUUUUCUUCAUCGGAUAAGCAAUUGGAUAUGCUGAAACAGAAGAUGAUGAAGUUGAGGAAAGAGAAUGAAGUGCUCAAAAGACAGAUGCUUGCUUUUAAAGAAAGCUAAGAGAAGAGAGUCCAGAUGAAGGGACUUGAUAUAUAUUCAUUUCGCUGAAGCAUCAAACAUGAUGAAGAAAUAGCUAACAAAUGCAUACAGCGACGUAAGCUUUAUUUCCAAUUCUAAGAGUUAAUGACAGGUAGUCAGGUACAAACACAAUGUUUUAUUCUUCUUUCAAGAAUGUUAUCACUCACGGUCCUGGCUAUUUUCAUUUUCUACACGUUAAGGUGUAUUUGUUAAGCUACUUGUUAUGAAGUACAUAGUCUGUCCUAAUAGUCAGGCCAAGAGGGCUAACUGCCUUCAUAAUCUGUUGCCUUCUUAAAUUAGAAAGCUUGCUUUGGGUUCUUCUACUUACUGACCGAAGAUAGUAGCUGAAUCCGAGAAAACCAGGAUAAGUUACUCUUAUGUUCAACCCUAGAUAUGCUUAGCCUGCCAGUGCCAUAAGGUUCCUGCCAAAUACUUGAGCAAACAUACGCAAGGAUGCAGACACACAAAAAGUAAAGAGGUGGUCUCCCUUUUGUUUCUCUAUAGAUUUUAACCAAAAAUUAAGCUAGGAAUGCAGAGAGAUCAUAUGCUGUUGCCUCAGAGAGGUUUGGAGGUGCUGCAGAGCUCUUCGCCCUUAGCGAUUACCAGAGACUGUGGUUCCUUAUGCUGCAGAAGAAGGCUAGCUACAAGUGUUGAAGGCGUGUGUUGAGUUUGUUCUGCUCUUUUUAAUGGUUACUUCUGUGAGAUUGCCCUGCAGUUCUUACUAGCUACUUGUCACAUAUUGAAUGUAGUCAUGUACUACUGAAGUUGUAGCUAGCCAGAAAUAAUUGCCAGAAAUUAGACAAAUGCAGUUUGUCUAGGCAACCAACCGUUUGAGUCUUUUAGGAGACUCAAACAGGGGCAAUUUGGUCAUUUUAAGCUUUGGAAAUUUCACUCGCGUGUUGUUUGGUACCAAUGCUAGGUUAGAUUGGUACAUUGUCCGAAAAUUUUGAUACCAAAGUAAGGUUGCUUGGUACCAAUCCUGAUAACAAUGUGAUACCAAUACCAGGUUAUAAUGGUACCAAUGUGAGUGUUUGAGUCUUUUUUGGACUCAAACAGUUGGUUACCAAGGCUUUCUCAGUAUUUGUUUAUCAAGCACUCUGAAGCAUCAUUAUUGUUUUCCUUAGCUUGCUUCUUGCAUAUUUAUGGCAAAAAUGAAAAAUGAGCGUGAGCCGCACACACAAAUAUUAGAAUGACAUGAUGAAUAAAGCUCCUUUUAAAUCUUUCCAUGUGGGACAAGAACCAUUUUGAGGCCAAUUUCCAACAUAC